Molecule: messenger RNA, 966 nt
Organism: Daucus carota subsp. sativus
Lineage: Eukaryota; Viridiplantae; Streptophyta; Magnoliopsida; Apiales; Apiaceae
Exons: 2
Coding region: 40-636 (198 amino acids)
Source: RefSeq, a predicted model, not a curated record
GUGAACUUGCAGCCCUUUUCAUUUACACAACCAUUCACAAUGUCACUCUUUCUCCGAUCACCGUCAAAACCCAAAACCCUAAUCCCCCUUUUCACCUCUCUCCGCUCAUACGCCGCCGUUUCACCACCGCCCUCCCAAACCCACCACACCCACCACCAGAAAACCCACACCUACUCACCCCCAAGCCCAUUUCUCAGCAGCUGGGACCCGCCCAAGAACCCUAAAGAAGCUCAAUGGCAGCUCGCCAUGCUCCGGCGACAAUACGACAAGCAAGUGAGGGAGGUGCGCAAGGAGUAUAUGCAAGAAAUGGAAGUGAUGAGGGCUGAGAAGGCGAGGAAAGAUGAGGCCAAGAGGGAGGCGCUUCGGGUUGCGAAUGAGGAGAGGAAGGCGGCGAAAUUGGAGGCCAAGAAGGUCCGGGCUGCGGAGCGGAAGCUGGAAGAGGAGGAGUUUCGACGAAUGCUUUUGAAAGAAAAAGAAGAAAAACUUGAAUAUUGGAGGAAGAGAGAAAACCUCGUACAAGAGAAGAAGGAGAAGAAGAAAGAGGAUCUCCGCAGGCAAAGUUCUAUGUGGAUUGACGAGAAUAAACUAGAAGCAAGGACACUGGAAGCACUGGUUGAUGGAAGUAAUUACCUUUGAGACUUUCAUUCUCGUUACAAAAUGACAAACGAAAGAGAAGGAAAAAAGAGUUGGCUGGUUUAUGUCUCCUAUGUCCUUACUCUGGAAGCAUGUACGACAUAAUAAACUGCUUUCUUCUGGCUCUUUCGACAGAUAAAAAACCUGAUUGGAUAGAAGCUUAGCUAUAUGUCAGAAGGACCUGAUUAAAUGGAAUUUUUUAUGUUUUAUGUUAUGCGCCAUUGAAAUGACAUCAAACUUCCUUAUUGUCUUCUGCUAGAAUGCAAUUUGUUAAACUGGUUUCGUGUUGCAACUCAGUGUGAUUGUUUUGUUUUAUGCACAUGCUUUGAUGCC